UUCAAAUCGUGGCAAAUUAAAAUAUCAUUGUUCAGAGAUUUAAGAUUCAUUGUUGUUGUUUUGGUGUUUAAGUAAAAUAACUGCAAAGAAGUAUAGUUUUAUUACACUUUUAAUUAAUAAAACGAAAAUAUUGUUAAGUUCAAUGUAACGUCUCGCCUUUAAUCUUUUUCCUAAAAAAAACUUAAUGCUUUGUAUUUCACGAUUUUAGUUUGCACAAUCAUUAUCAUAAUUAUCUAGCUUAAGUUGCUAUCAGCUAUGUAUUGGCCUCAUUAAAAUUAUGUCGGAGAGUGACGAGAGUGAUUUAGUGUAUGAAAUAGAUGCAAAUGGACAAAGCAUGCUUGUAAGAUCACUGGAAUCAACGCAGCGAGCUUAUCUAAGAUUUACAAAUAAAACGUCGCGUCCAAUAGAUAUUUGGUGGCGAGAUUUUCGUGGCGUUAAGCGGCAUUACGUCCGUCUGGAGGAAGGUAGAUACUUUGACGUAAAUUCUUUUAUAACUCAUCCGUGGGAGUUCACAGACGUAGCAACUAAGGAACGGUACGUUAUAAAUAAUAAUCCUAUUUACCGACCACCUAGAAAUAUAGGCGGUAUGAUGUUUCGCGCCAAUUGGAAUAUUACAAUUGGUGUACGCAGCUUAAGACAUACUGUUUUGCUAGCUUUGGCACUACAUUUGAAGGACUCUAACGCAGUAAACACAUUAGGUUUACCAAGAGUACUGGCUGAAGAGUUGCAGCGACUUACUAUACUGUUUCAUACACCCCAGCCUCCACCAAGCAGAGAUUGACGAUUUAUGUUAUUUGUAUUUGUACUUUUAAUCUGUGUAUUUACAACUAUAUCUGAAUCAUUAAUGUUAAGUAUAAAUUUUACUACAAGUAUUGUCUAAGUUACAAUUAUAGUUAUAGAUCAUCACUUAUUAAUUGUCAAAAUAAUUAAGUAAACUGCAUUUGAUUUCAGUAAUGAAAUAAUAAUUGCAUAUAAUAAGUAUUUUGUGAAGGCUUUUGUAAAAAAUAAAUAUAAUAACAUAUGUAUGAUAAAAAAACUAUAUUUGUCAUGAUCUGUCUACAAAUUAUGAUCUGAAAAAUUAAACAUUGUAGUUAUAUUUACACUAUUUUAGUGAAGAACUCAUAUUAAGGAUCACAUUAUUCACAUCUUCUAUGACUAUCAUCUUCUCUUGUUAUAGAAUGCUAAGAAUUCAUAUUGUAGACAUUAUCCGGCCCUUUUCUAAUCAGAUAAAAAUAUUCAACAUUGAAUUAUUGAAUAUUUUGGACAAUCUUUAAUAUAAUUAAUGCAUGACACCAUUGUGCUUGAAGCUUAAGGUAUUGUUUUGAUUCUGAUUGCUGAAUUAUUAUAUAUAUAUAUAUAUUAAUAAUACAUUUAGAAUCAUGUCAGAAUCUAAUUUGUUAAUUGCAAGUUACUCUUUUGUUAAAAAUUCUAUAUACUAUAGACAAUAGGAGGGUCUUAGGUCUUACUCUAUAAUCAAUCCCACAAAUUUUAUGUCUGAUGCUGUCCUGCAAAAUAUUUAUCAGAUUACUGGGCUGUACUUGCAUUUAAAUAUAUAUUUUUGGAAAUGUAAAGCAAGUGAUAACCCUUAUAGCUUUAUAUAUAUGUAAAAUAUUUAUGAAUGUUAUUUGUUAUUUUAUAUAAAUAAUAUGUGCCAUCUUUACUGUAACUAAAUAGAUAUAGGUUUUUUAUUGUAUUGACAUAAUAAAAUUUUAGAAUAAUGUUUUUA
Pieris rapae (cabbage white) is the source of this 1726-nucleotide messenger RNA. It is a transcript of the gene Vhl, whose product is annotated as von Hippel-Lindau tumor suppressor homolog. The transcript has a single exon. Lineage: Eukaryota; Metazoa; Arthropoda; Insecta; Lepidoptera; Pieridae. Bases 278 to 781 code for a protein of 167 amino acids. The record is from RefSeq and is a predicted model, not a curated record.